Messenger RNA from Cladophialophora immunda, 3581 nucleotides. RefSeq lists its product as uncharacterized. Bases 419 to 3145 code for a protein of 908 amino acids. The transcript has a single exon. Gene Ontology annotation, molecular function: DNA binding. The record is from RefSeq and is a predicted model, not a curated record. Lineage: Eukaryota; Fungi; Ascomycota; Eurotiomycetes; Chaetothyriales; Herpotrichiellaceae. Gene Ontology annotation, cellular component: nucleus.
UGGCCAUCCCGUGGAAAUUGAGAAGGGCGCCUUGACCAUCCAAUCAGGCCCGCUUGCUAUUUUUCCUGCCACCAGCAAUUCGACCGACUGCGCCUCGACCACCAACUACAUCAUCGCAGAUGGGGGCCUCAUUCUUGCCAGAACCAAACCACAAAGUGACACGACACUCGACGCUUGACGCUCGCCAUCAUAAAACCCAGUUCUCGUUCGCAACUUGCCUCUCUCCUCCUCCGACCGUCUCUCAACAUCCUGGCAGCAACAUCUUCCUGUUGUUUUGGUGACAGGGUCUCCUCCCCGCCUGCUUAAGCGCCCUGUCACUCCACAAUAAAUCGCCGUUGGGCACAAAUGGUACCCGCGGUCUAAGCGCUUUGAAGUACAACCUGCUGCGGCCGCAUCAUGCGACCUUCCGUCCAGCAUUAUGCCUUCCAAAGUUCGAGAUAAUAGCGCCGAGCGGCGGCGCGAGAAAAAGGAGUCGUCGCGAUCAGAAAAGGACCGGAGAGAACGAGAUCGAGACCGGGACCGAGACCGAGAAAGAGAUCGGGACAAAGAUCGUGACCGAGACAGAGACAGAGAUCGAGACAGAGACAAGGAAAGGGAAAGGCACCGAUCACAUCGCAAAGCCUCCGUGCGAGAAAAGACAUCCUCCAGGACAUCCAUCUCGCCGGUCAAUGAAAAGAGACGGUCCUCCAUGCCGGGAAAGGUCGAAGAAACCCCUGUCAAAUCGGACUCCAAGUCCAGCUUGCCGUAUCCUUCGUUCUCGAAAGAACAUAGCCGCGAAGCCGUCGGUUUGGCAAGUCGGCCAGUUCCCAAUGUCUUUACUCCCCCUGCGACCGAUCUGAACGCUUCCAAAGACAAACUCCCCUCGAGACAUUCGACUUUUGGGCACGAUGCUCCGCCCAGUCCCCCGCUCACCGACAAGAACUCGGGGACGGCGAAAUGGAAGGCCAAUGUCGGGAGGCCGGUGUCGGUUGACACCAUUCAGGAAGAAGAAAAGGCCUCUCAGAUGGACGGAGACACGAAGACCACUUGCAAGGCACGACUCAUACCUAAAACAAGGGGAUCUAGCGGCCGUCUGCGCAGUUCGUCUGAGCUGGGGACAGACAGUUCUCCGACUCGGAAACCGCGCGAUACAACCACUACGCCGCUGAAGACGGUAACCCCAGUUUCGACAAUACCCGUUUCUCAGAGGUCAGUCAGUCAGCCGACGCGAACCGAUUCUCCCGCGACCACCAACAGCGCAACCGAAUCGGGCACGAACAUCAGUUCCGAAGCCACCUCUAUAGCCCCAGAACAACCUACAAUUCAGCGGCCCGGGUCAAAAAUCCCGUCAGCGGCCGUGUAUCCAGACGGCCCAGCAGUCAUUCUCCCACAGUCCAGGGGAGUGACCCCAUUGGAGAUCUUUAUAGAAGAUGAUGCCUCAGUAUUGACGGGGACACCGGCAGGUGUCUCACAAACUCCUGGGCCUCCGCCACCGCCACCGGCGCCCAUCCCGGUCUCUGUGCCCAAGGUCGACUAUCUGCUGCAGCACGGCGGACUACACCAGUCGGUAACGAAGAAUCUGUUACUGGCGGGUAAGCCCAUGGCGAUACAACAGGCUCAAUCGCCGAACCAACCCUCCAUUCUGGUCGCCAAUCUCUUUGAACCUUACGUCGCGCUGCUUGAUGAUUACGACAAAGUCAUGUCGAAGAAUGGGUCAUUGGCUGUUGCCACCGGGUAUCGCUCGGUGGCACGUCGACUGCUCGAUCGACUUGAAGCUGUUUUCGCACGGGACAUCUCCUCGGAAGCAUGUCAAUGCCCGAUGUGCGAAUACGAUCAUGCCGAGGACGUGAGAGGUGUCAGCUGGGGCGAAGUCCUAGAAUUAGUCUCUGGUAGAAAAGAUCUCCCCAGUUGGCCACCUUUCGCUUUCACGCUGUCGCCGGUGGGAUUAGGGAUCUCGUUGGAGUUCCGGGUACCGAUGCAGAAGCUCGACAUUGACGUGCCUGAAGAAUACCGAGAACACUAUAUCCGACAGUCACGCAAGACGAAGCAAAGCGUGGACAAGUGGCUCAGCCGACAAAGCGACGACCCGAGUUCGCCACCUGAGGAGGUGGACGAGGAGACGUUGACCUUUGCCAUCUUGACGCACUUGCCCGCUGAACAAAGGCCUAUUUUCAAGGAUUUGCUGGGUAUUGUGGAUCGGCCAAUCGAGCCUCCUAGACGAGUACCGACCCCAGAGCUGGAGAAGCAGAAUGGCGAGUCCCGUCCACCACAGCCGACACCAACACCAACACCCGCCCCUCGAGUUCGGCCUCCGCACAUUGCCAUUGCUUCGCAGGCGAUCCAAAGGUUAUACCGAUUAACGAUCACGCCAAGAGAUUCCGAGGCUGCGCUGUUCUUACUCAACAAUCCUUCGUUGCACAACGCCCUGGCUACCUUGGCCGCUAUAUCCAAUGAUGAAUGGGACAUUCUCAUCUCUGGCCGGUUUGACGGGUUCCUCAGAAGCGGUGCAGAUGACGUUCCGUGGCCCGAGCACAUCCCAUCAAGAGGACCGACUCCCUAUCGUCCCCCUACCCGAGGCGCUACGCCUGGUUACGGGCCACAGACGAAUGGGGCGGGCUACGGAUCUCGCCAGGGCAGCUACUCUCACCCUUACUCGCAGACCAAUGGCGUUCCUAAUGCUCAAUAUGGCGCGCCCAUCGCGUUUGACGAGGAGACGGAACUGGCCACGCUUGCAGAGAUAGAACGCGACAUCUACGCUGGGAUGGAAGCUCUCGAAGAUGCAUUCGAGGUUCUGCAUAAUAAGGCGGAAAUGGUGCGUCGGGCCUUACGAGAGCGCUCUGCUGGCUUGGCCGCCGCAGCCCAGCGAAGACGCGGUGUGAUGGGUGGCGGGAUCGAGGUCCGAAUGGAUACGCCCGCAAGCGGGAUCAUGCCCCAGGGAGAAAACGGGGUGGGCGGACGAUGGGACGCCGAAACUGACGAUGGCCUCGGGGAGUGGGAUGGUUUCGGGGAGAUCGAGCCGGACGACUCGGCCAGCAAUAUCUCGAGUGCGCGGAGGAGAAGGCCGAAGCGAAGAAACGAGAGGAGGACGCCGGCUCUGAUCGAAGAAGAAGAUGAGAUGGAGGAUGACGGAGCGAGCGAGGGGACAGGGAGCCCGAGGAAACGGUGACCGUGACACGAGUGUUGAUGUGAGACGACGUGCUAUGCAUCUGUUUGACGACCAAGGCUCCGGAUCCACGAGGCGUGGCAUGUUACCGUCGUUGCAUAUUGGUGGCAUUUUGUUCCCUGGGCGUUUUUCAGCAGGCCAUAUCACGAGGUUACUCGGUACAAGUUGGGUGCACUAAGACCACAGCACAUCUGAUAGUGGGGGCUUUCUUGAAUGCAGGAGAAUCAUGUUUGCAUCUUCCAUGGCCUGUACCUCGUCCUGAGAGGUUCAUCCUGAUGUGUCGGGGCGGGGCUGGUUUCCCCCAGGCUCAUGGGCUCAUGGGCUCAUGGGCUCAUCCUCCUCCUAUAUGGCUACAUAGCUACCUUUUUGCCUGCCAAGGACCUACUCGGUCCUCCGGUGCUUGCCAAAGAAACUCGUGGCAAAGGUGCCGUCGACGUUG